This is a messenger RNA of Laccaria bicolor S238N-H82, 1680 nucleotides long. RefSeq names its product phosphoenolpyruvate carboxykinase. Gene Ontology annotation, cellular component: cytosol. The coding region runs from base 1 to 1680 and encodes 559 amino acids. Lineage: Eukaryota; Fungi; Basidiomycota; Agaricomycetes; Agaricales; Hydnangiaceae. The record is from RefSeq and is a predicted model, not a curated record. Gene Ontology annotation, biological process: gluconeogenesis. Gene Ontology annotation, molecular function: ATP binding; phosphoenolpyruvate carboxykinase (ATP) activity. The transcript has 7 exons.
AUGAUACCGACCAAUACAGCCAGCGUAUGUUUCAUCUCUCUCGUCCUUCAUCCCAUAACCUUAUCCACAUUUACAGUCAUCGGUCGUGAUCUCGAGUACUUCUCGCAAGCUGGUUUUGAUAUGGACAGGAUCCAGAUUAAACGUAAUGCCCCUGUCGCAUUGCUUUACGAGGAUGCCAUUCGCAACGAAGGCGCCAUCAUCUCUUCUUCUGGUGCCCUCAUUAACUUCUCCGGCAAGAAAACCGGCAGAAGCCCAAAAGACAAGCGGAUCGUGUAUGAGGAGACCAGUAAAGACGACAUUUGGUGGGGUUCGGUCAACAUCAAGAUGGACGAGCACACUUUCGAAAUUAACCGAGAACGUGCUAUCGAUUAUCUGAAUACUCGCGAAAACGUAUAUGUCUUUGAUGGAUAUGCUGGGUGGGAUCCUAAAUACCGCAUCAAAGUUCGUGUUAUCUGUGCCCGAGCGUACCAUGCGUUAUUCAUGCACAACAUGCUCAUUCGACCCACGGAGGAACAACUGGCCGAUUUUGGCGAGCCUGAUUUCAUCAUCUACAAUGCCGGCCAAUUCCCGGCCAAUCGUUUCACAAAGGGUAUGAGCUCCACAACUUCGGUCGAGAUCAACUUCAAGCGCAUGGAGAUGGUUAUUCUUGGAACUGAGUAUGCCGGAGAAAUGAAGAAAGGCGUUUUCUCAGUCAUGCAUUACUUGCAGCCCAUCAAGUUUGGUCAACUUUCACUCCAUUCCUCCGCAAACGUCGGCAUUGAAAAGAAUGAUGUCACCUUCUUCUUCGGUCUUUCCGGAACAGGAAAGACGACACUUUCGGCGGAUCCUAACCGACUUUUGAUUGGUGACGAUGAACACGUCUGGUCAGACACCGGCGUUUUCAACAUUGAAGGUGGCUGUUAUGCAAAGUGCAUCAACCUCUCUGCCGAGAAGGAACCCGAUAUUUUCAAUGCUAUCAAGUACGGUAGCAUCCUCGAGAAUGUCGUCUACAAUCCUGCCAACCGGACUCCCGACUACGAUGAUAUCAGCAUCACCGAGAACACUCGCUGCGCUUACCCCAUUGAGUACAUUCCCAACGCAAAGAUUCCUUGCAUCGUCGACCGUCAACCAAGCAACAUCAUUAUGUUGACUUGUGACGCAUUCGGUGUUCUUCCUCCCGUCAGUCGCCUCACGCCUGAGCAGGCUAGCUACCACUUUUUGGCUGGUUAUACAUCGAAAACUCCUGGCACUGAAGAUGGCGUCCUUGAACCCAUCCCAACCUUUUCAACUUGUUACAGUGCACCUUUCAUCGUUCUUCAUCCUGGCCGAUACGCUGAGAUGCUCGCGGAGCGCAUGGCGAAGCACAAGGUUGAUUGUUGGUUGAUCAACACUGGCUGGACUGGAGGCAAGUUUGGAAGCGGCAAGCGUUGCGCUCUCAAGUAUACCCGCCGUAUCGUCGACGCAGUUCACUCGGGUGAGCUCGCACAGGCAGAGUUCGAGAACUUUGCCACCUUCAAUCUCUCGAUACCGACGGCCCUCGAGGGGGUCCCUCGAGAACUCCUUAACCCUUCCUUGGCGUGGGCUGACAAGGAGGCUUUCCAGAAGGAACUCAGGAAAUUGGCUGGAAUGUUCGGGAAAGCAUUUGCGUUGUAUGAGAACGAUGUUGAGCCCAAGGUUAGGCUCGCUGGUCCUCAGCUUUGA